This is a messenger RNA of Drosophila novamexicana, 7441 nucleotides long. RefSeq names its product serine/threonine-protein kinase Tor (gene Tor). Bases 1 to 7422 code for a protein of 2473 amino acids. The transcript is spliced from 5 exons. Gene Ontology annotation, biological process: protein phosphorylation; negative regulation of macroautophagy; TOR signaling. Gene Ontology annotation, molecular function: protein-containing complex binding; protein serine/threonine kinase activity; protein binding. The record is from RefSeq and is a predicted model, not a curated record. Gene Ontology annotation, cellular component: TORC2 complex; TORC1 complex; nucleus. NCBI's taxonomy places the organism in Eukaryota, Metazoa, Arthropoda, Insecta, Diptera, Drosophilidae.
AUGUCGACAUCCUCGAUUGUGCAGCAGUUCGUCAACGGACUCAAAUCACGCAAUCGCAAUGUGCAAAACAAGGCGGCACAGGACCUGUUCCUAUAUGUCAAAACAGAGCUGCGCGAGAUGUCGCAAGAGGAGCUGGUGCAAUUCUUUGACGACUUCGAUCAUCACAUCUUCAACAUGGUCAAUGCGGCGGACAUCAAUGAGAAGAAGGGUGGCGCCCUGGCUAUGAAGUGUCUCAUAAGCGGUGACGCGUUGAUCACGCGCAAAGGCAUCUCGCCGUACCUUAAUCGGCUGCGCGAUCUGCUGCUUAUCAAUGAUGUGUCCGUCAUGGAAAUUGCGGCACGUUCCCUGGUCAAGCUGGCCAAUAUGCCCGGCUCGAAGGGCGCGGAAUCUUUUGACUUCGACAUCAAAAAGGCCUUUGAAAUGCUCAGCGGUGACCGACAAGAGUAUCGCCGUCACGCGGCCGUCUUUAUUCUACGUGAGCUGGCAAUUGCCUUGCCCACAUAUUUCUAUCAGCAAAUUCUUACGUUUUUCGAGCACAUCUUUAAUGCCAUCUUUGAUCCGAAGCCAGCGAUACGCGAAUCUGCCGGCGAGGCCCUGCGCGCCGCACUCAUCGUGACCGCCCAGCGUGAGAGCACAAAACAAUCCAGUGAGCCGCAGUGGUAUAAGAUUUGCUAUGAAGAGGCCAGCAACAGCUUCAGCAGCGAUGUGCUCACGGGCAAGGAGCAAAAGGGCAUGACUCGCGACGAUCGCAUACACGGCGGCCUCAUUGUCUUCAAUGAGCUCUUUCGUUGCGCCAAUGCGCAUUGGGAGCGCCGAUAUACAACGCUUAAGAUGCUUUUUCCCAAGUCGCAGCACAAUAAAUUUCUGGAAGCGGCCAACUCCUCAUCAGUUGGCAAUCAACUGACCACCAUUGUGCCACGCCUCAAGGUGCCUUUCGUUGACAAACUGGGCAGCACACAGAUGCAAAUGGAGGGCGAGCAGCACAAUGCGACAGGCAACAAGCUGACGAGUCACAACGUACUGGAGUCCGCCUACGCUCACGAGAUACUUAAAGAGCACUUCAUAAUCAUAUGCGACAAUGUGCUGGAGCAGCGUACCUCAAAGUCUCCAUAUGUGCAGCAGGCGUUGCUGCAGAUCUUGCCCCGUCUGGCUGCCUUUAAUCGCGAGGUGUUUGUGGCGCAAUAUCUGAAAACUUGUGUGGCCCAUUUAAUGUCAAUAUUGCGAGGCAAGGAAAAGGAUCGCAAUGUGGCGUACAUCACCAUCGGCUACAUAGCCGUGGCCGUGGAGAGCGAUAUAGAGAAACAUCUGAAGCAUAUUAUGGGCAGCAUUAAGCAGGCGCUGCCCGCCAAGGAUUUGGCCAGUAAACGCAAACCGCCCGUCGAUGCGGCGGUCUUUGCCUGCAUCACGCUGCUGGCGCAUGCGGUCAAGUCUCAAAUCGCGGACGAUGUGCGUGAAAUUCUCGAGCAAAUGUUUCACACAGGCCUCUCGCCAGCGCUGACCGUUUGUCUGCGCGAACUGGCCGAGAAUGUGCCGCAGCUGAAGUCAGCUAUUACGGAUGGCCUGAUUGGCAUUCUCUUCCAGGUGCUUAUGAAUAAGCCGGCGACCAUACCAUAUGCCACAAUGCCGCCCAUCAGCAUUGAUGCCUCGAUGCUGCUCCAGAGUGCCGAUAGCCCCACAAUUGUGUUGGCUCUAAGGACAUUGGGCACCUUUAAUUUCGAGGAACAGAACAUGCUCGACUUUGUGCAGCGCUGCGCGGAUUACUUUAUUGUGCACGAGCAUCAGGAAAUACGCCUGGAAGCGGUGCAAACCUGUACGCGUCUGCUCAAGCUGGCCGUGCAGUCGUCGGACAGCAUGGAGAACUCCAAGACGUUGAGCGACACGGUCUCGCAUGUGAUUGAGCGUCUGCUGUCGGUGGCCAUCACCGACAUGGAUUACAAUGUGCGCAUUCGCAUACUUCGCUCCCUGGACGAAACUUUUGAUGCCAAGCUGGCGCAGCCGGAGUCGCUAAAUGCUCUUUUCAUAACUUUGCAUGAUGAGAUCUUCGAGAUACGCGAACUUGCAAUGGUCACCAUCGGGCGGCUGUCCUCCAUGAAUCCUGCCUAUGUUAUGCCAAAGCUGCGCACCACCAUGAUUGAGCUGCUCACGGACUUGAAGUACUCGGGCAUGAGUCGCAACAAGGAGCAAAGCGCACGUAUGCUGGAUCAUCUAGUCAUUAGCACGCCGCGUCUUAUUUCAUCCUAUAUGAAUCCAAUACUAAAAGCGCUCGUGCCCAAGCUACACGAGCCAGAGUCUAAUCCUGGCGUGGUGCUCAAUGUGCUGCGCACCAUUGGCGAUCUGGCCGAGGUCAAUGGCGGCUCCAACGAAAUGGAGCUGUGGGCAGAUGAGCUGCUCUCCAUACUGCUCGAGAUGCUGGGCGAUGCCGGCAGCCCGGACAAGCGUGGCGUUGCACUCUGGACACUCGGCCAGCUGAUAAGCGCCACAGGGCGUGUAGUUAGCCCCUACCACAAAUAUCCAGUGCUAAUCGAUAUACUGAUUAAUUUCCUAAAGACCGAGCAGCGUCGCUCCAUACGCCGCGAAACGAUACGCGUGCUGGGCCUGCUUGGCGCAAUGGAUCCGUACAAGCAUAAAAUGAAUAAGGGCCUGAUUGAUAGCCAAAAGGAUAAUGUGCUAAUUGCCUACUCGGAUGGCAAGGCGGACGAGAGCCAGGACAUUUCCACGGCCGAGCUGCUUGUGAACAUGGGCUCCCACGCGCUGGAUGAGUAUUAUCCCGCUGUGGCCAUUGCGGCGCUCAUGCGCAUCCUCCGCGAUCCAACACUGAGCACACGUCACACCAGCGUCGUGCAGGCUGUCACCUUCAUCUUUCACACGCUGGGCAUCAAGUGCGUGCCGUAUCUGGCACAGGUGCUGCCCAAUCUGCUGGACAAUGUGCGCACCGCGGACAAUAAUCUGCGUGAGUUCCUCUUCCAGCAGCUGGCCAUUCUGGUGGCCUUUGUCAAGCUGCACAUCAUCAGCUAUAUGGACGAUAUCUUCAAGCUGAUCAAGGAAUUCUGGACCAUCAAUACGCCGCUUCACUCCACGCUCAUCAAUCUGAUCGAACAGAUUGCCGUUGCCCUGGGCUGCGAGUUUCGGGAUUAUCUGGCGCAGCUCAUACCGCAAAUUCUGCGUGUGCUGCAGCACGACAACUCCAAGGAUCGGAUGGUUACACGGCGACUGCUGCAGGCGCUGCAGAAAUUUGGCAGCACCCUGGGCUACUAUUUGCCACUGAUUGUGCCGCCCAUUGUCAAGUUCUUUGACUCGCCCUAUGUGCCUCAGCAGGUUUCCCUGGUGGCGCUGGAGACGAUCAACAGUUUGGCUGGCCAGCUGGAUUUUACGGACUUCUCCUCGCGCAUUAUACAUCCAUUGGUGCGUGUACUGGAAACGGAGCCGGAGCUGCGCGAACAGGCAAUGACCACGCUGCGCUCCCUGGUCAAGCAGCUGGGCAAAAAGUAUCUGGUGUUUGUGCCCAUGGUGCAGCGCACCAUCAACAAGCAUCGCAUCGUGGAUGCCGAAUACGAGAAGCUGCGCGACCACAUUCAAUCUAACAGCACCUUGGCGGAUGGCUGCGGCAUUGGCUUUGGCAUUGGCGGCGACUUCGGGCAGCGCCAGGCAAAGCCCAAAUACAAUGAGCCCUUUGUGCUGGACAGCAACAGCAGCAGCAAGAAUCUGAAGGUGUCAACGAAUGCGUUGCGGACAGCCUGGCAGGUGACGCGGCGCGUGUCCAAGGAUGACUGGGUGGAGUGGCUGAAGCGUCUGUCCAUAGGCUUGCUCAAGGAGUCGCCAUCGCAUGCCUUGCGCGCCUGCUGUGUGCUGGCCCAGGAUUAUGAUACGCUGUUGCGGGAUUUGUUUAAUGCGGCCUUUAUCUCAUGCUGGACUGAACUCUCGCCUGAGCAUAGGCACGAGCUAACCCAGUCAUUGAUACAGGCGCUGCAGGUCACGGACAUGCCCGAGAUCACACAAACCAUACUCAAUCUGGCCGAGUUUAUGGAGCACUGCGAUCGUGAUCCCAUACCCAUUGAGACACAGUUGCUUGGCACACAUGCCAUGGCGUGUCGAGCGUAUGCCAAGGCAUUGCGCUACAAGGAGGAGGAGUUUGUGCCGCGCCAGGAGGCGCAUGUCUUUGAGUCGCUCAUCCAUAUUAACAACAAGCUGCAGCAGCGCGAAGCCGCCGAAGGUCUGCUCACCACCUACCGGAAUACGGCGAGCGAGGGUAGCGUCCACGGACGCUGGUACGAGAAGCUGCACAACUGGGAUCAGGCACUGCAUCACUAUCAGCUCAAUCUGAAUGCUGAUCCCAAUGAUCUGGAGGCGCGUCUCGGACAUAUGCGCUGCCUGGAGGCGCUCGGCGAUUGGUCCGAGCUGAGCACCAGAUGCAAAGAGGAAUGGCCCAAUUUUAGCACGGAGGCCAAAUCACGCGCCAGUCCCUUGGCUGCCGUUGCCGCCUGGGGUCUAAAGGAUUGGGAUGGCAUGCAGGAAUAUGUACGCUGCAUACCCGUGGACACACAGGACGGCAGCUUCUAUCGUGCUGUGCUCGCCGUGCAUCACGAUGACUUUGAGACGGCCCAGCGUCUAAUUGACGAGACCCGCGAUCUGCUGGACACCGAGCUGACCUCCAUGGCCGGCGAGUCGUACGAGCGUGCCUAUGGCGCCAUGGUCUGCGUUCAAAUGCUGGCCGAACUGGAGGAGGUUAUACAGUACAAGCUGAUACCAGAACGACGCGAACCGCUCAAGGCCAUGUGGUGGAAGCGUCUGCAGGGCGGACAGCGUUUAGUUGAGGAUUGGCGUCGCAUUAUCCAGGUGCACUCGCUGGUAGUAAAGCCACAUGAGUAUAUACACACCUGGCUAAAGUAUGCCAGUUUGUGCCGCAAGAGCGGCUCCCUGUACUUGUCGCACAAGACGCUGGUCAUGCUGCUGGGCACUGACCCAGCGCUGGCGCCCGAUGAGCCGCUGCCGUGUAACCAGCCACAGGUCACCUAUGCCUACACCAAAUAUCUGGCCGCCUCCUCACAGCCGCAGCUGGCGUACAAGCAGCUGCGGGACUUCGUCAACACGUACAGCACGCAGCUGAGCUGCCUGCCGUCGGAGGCACUGAAGCAGCAGGAUCAGCGUCUGAUGGCGCGCUGCUAUUUGCGGUUGGCCACUUGGCAGAACAAAUUGCACGAGAGCAGACCCAAUCCGGAUGCUAUGCAGGGCGCUCUGGAGUGCUUCGAGAAGGCCACCAACUAUGAUCCCAACUGGUACAAGGCGUGGCAUCUGUGGGCCUACAUGAACUUCAAGGUGGUGCAAUCCCAAAAGCAGGUACUGGAAAAUCAACGCCAGCAAUCGCCGGCAUCCAUGGGCCUGGGCCUGGGCCUGGACAGCGAGCAUCUGAUAAUACAACAGUAUGCUGUGCCUGCGGUACAGGGCUUCUUCCGUUCCAUUAGCCUAAUCCGUGGCAAUUCGCUGCAGGAUACGCUGCGUCUGUUGACGCUCUGGUUCGACUAUGGACACCAUGCGGAGGUCUAUGAGGCGUUGUUCUCGGGCAUGAAAAUGAUUGAGAUUAACACCUGGCUGCAGGUGAUACCACAGCUAAUUGCCCGCAUCGAUACGCAUCGUAAGCUGGUGGGUCAGCUAAUCCAUCAGCUGCUCAUGGACAUUGGCAAGAAUCAUCCGCAGGCGCUCGUCUAUCCAUUGACCGUAGCCUCCAAGUCCGCAUCGCUGGCGCGCAAAAAUGCCGCCUUCAAGAUACUCGACUCGAUGCGCAAGCACUCGCCCACGCUGGUCGAGCAGGCGGUCAUGUGCAGCGAGGAGCUGAUACGCGUGGCCAUACUCUGGCAUGAGCAAUGGCACGAGGGCCUAGAGGAGGCUUCACGCCUCUACUUUGGGGAUCGUAAUGUCAAGGGCAUGUUCGAGAUUCUGGAGCCGUUGCACGCCAUGCUGGACCGCGGCCCACAGACGCUCAAGGAGACCUCCUUCUCGCAGGCCUACGGCCGUGAGCUGACCGAGGCGUAUGAGUGGACGCAGCGCUAUAAGACGUCGGCUGUGCUCAUGGAUUUGGAUCGUGCCUGGGAUAUUUACUAUCAUGUGUUCCAAAAGAUAUCGCGCCAGCUGCCGCAACUGACAUCGCUGGAGCUGCCUUAUGUGUCGCCCAAGUUGAUGACCUGCAAGAAUCUGGAACUGGCCGUGCCGGGCUCCUAUAAUCCCGGCCAGGAGCUAAUACGCAUCAAUCACAUCAAGACCAAUCUGCAGGUGAUCACGUCCAAGCAGCGACCGCGCAAACUAUGCAUACGUGGCUCCAACGGCAAGGACUAUAUGUACUUGUUGAAGGGUCACGAGGAUCUGAGGCAGGAUGAGCGCGUCAUGCAGCUCUUCUCGCUGGUCAAUACUCUCCUGCUCGACGAUCCCGACACGUUCCGUCGCAAUCUGGCCAUCCAGCGCUAUGCCGUCAUACCGCUAAGCACCAACUCCGGACUGAUUGGCUGGGUGCCCCACUGUGAUACGCUGCACACGCUCAUCCGGGACUAUCGCGAAAAGAAGAAGGUGCCGCUCAAUCAGGAGCAUCGCACAAUGCUGAACUAUGCGCCCGACUAUGAUCAUCUGACGCUAAUGCAAAAGGUGGAGGUGUUCGAAUAUGCUCUGGGCCAGACCCAGGGCGAUGAUCUGGCCAAAUUGUUGUGGCUGAAGUCGCCCUCGUCGGAGCUGUGGUUCGAGCGGCGCAACAAUUACACACGCUCACUGGCGGUCAUGUCCAUGGUGGGCUAUAUACUCGGCCUGGGUGAUCGUCACCCCUCAAAUCUGAUGUUGGAUCGAAUGAGUGGCAAGAUACUGCAUAUUGAUUUUGGCGAUUGCUUCGAGGUGGCGAUGACGCGUGAAAAGUUUCCCGAAAAGAUACCCUUCCGGCUGACACGAAUGCUCAUCAAGGCCAUGGAGGUCACCGGCAUUGAGGGCACCUAUCGGCGCACCUGCGAGAGCGUUAUGCUGGUGCUGCGUCGCAACAAGGACUCGCUAAUGGCCGUACUGGAAGCAUUCGUGUACGAUCCGCUGCUCAAUUGGCGUCUGCUCGAUGUGGACAAGAAGGCCAACGAUACAACAGCAACAACUGCUGCAGGUGCCAGCGGCGGCAGUCCAAGCAACUCCAUUGAGCAGGAGUCACUGCUGCAGGGCAAUCCCUUAGCCAAGUCCAAGACCUACGAGGCACAACAGCUGCAUGUGGGCUACACCAAUGUGGCGGAUGUGACCAACAGCAAGGCCAGCAUGGUUAUACAGCGUGUCAAUCGGAAGCUAACCGGCACAGAUUUCCAAAUGACCGAGAUGACGGAGCAGCAACAGGUGGAGCUGCUCAUACAGCAAGCGACGAACAAUGAGAACCUCUGCCAGUGUUAUAUUGGCUGGUGUCCCUUCUGGUAAUGACCCACCUGCCACCAGC